AUGUCCCUGUCUUCCUUGUGCAAAGCCGGCGGGCCGACUCUCGGCGCUUGCCUCCCCGCCCAGCGCGCCGUCCUCUUCGCCUGGUCGCUCUCAAGCGGCGUCGGCCCGCCCUUCGACGUCGCCUUCUCGUUCCUUCUCACCGCCCUCGCGAUGCUCUCUGUCGCGCUCGCCGCCUGCAGGCCCGUGCACUUGGCGCCCGCCGCUGCCCGCGCACGCGGCUACCUCGGCGGCUCCAGCGCCACCCAGCAGCUCUCGAGGUCUCGAGGGUCGCAGGAGCUGGUCGCCGCGCAGGCUGCUCAGAGCGGCGCGGACAGCGUAACGGCCAGAGAGGGCAGAAGGAGGUAG
Messenger RNA from Emiliania huxleyi CCMP1516, 345 nucleotides. RefSeq lists its product as hypothetical. The record is from RefSeq and is a predicted model, not a curated record. The coding region runs from base 1 to 345 and encodes 114 amino acids. The transcript has 3 exons. Lineage: Eukaryota; Haptophyta; Isochrysidales; Noelaerhabdaceae.